ACGGACACGCACUAUUACCCGCCAAGAACUUUCAAGAAUCCUCUUACAGUUUCCCCAGUCUGUUUUUUUUACUUGAAAAUCUUUUCAAUUCCAAACCCACACACAUCACAAUCACAAUAACACACCACAGCCAUUAUGAAACCCACUCAUCGUCGCAGACUCAGCUUCUCCUCCUCCUCCUCUUCCACAGUCGUCUACGCUCUACGCAAUGACCAACCUGCCCCUCCCUCAUCCAGCACCCAAGUCCCCGUUCAGUCCUCUGGAACCCCGAUUCCGAUCACCCUGCAUGUCCCGCAGUCCACCGCCGCCGUCAAAAUCCAGUCAGCCUACCGGAGCCACCUGAUCCGCAACCUCUACAAGACGAUCGCGGCGGUCCAUUCCGAGGCCGAUGAGUUCCGGCGCCUGAUACAAAGCCAGGACACCGUCGACGCCGUGAGGAGCAGCGAGCGGGAGAAGCUGAAAGUGAACGAGGCGCUGAUGAAGCUGCUACUGAAGCUGGACUCGGUCCCCGGGGUGGACCCCACUGUGAGGGAGGCGAGGAGGAAGGUGAGCCGUAGGAUCGUGGGGCUGCAGGAGAUUGUGGACGCGAUUGUUCAGGUGGACGUGGACGGGUUCUGGGGGAGCAGCAGCGGUGGGUUUGGGAGGGACUACUGGAACGACGUGGUGGCGGAGAUGGUGGAGGAGGUGUGUAGGGAGAGAGGAGGUGAGGAAAUGGAGAGGUUUUGUGCUGAGCAUUUGGGAUUUCGUUGCUUGCAGAGGUUUCUAAGUCAGCCGUGAUCUUGUGGCUGAGCUGCCACUGCUUCGCCGCCGUGUAUACGCUUAUAGGGUUAUAGCUAUAUCUAUCAUGUUUCAUUUUUGGUCAAUAAAACCUGCUUCAUAAGGCUUUUUUCUGAUUUUCAACAGCAUUAUUAACAUGCAAAUAGAUAUUAGAUUUCACCAGCCAAACAUA
This is a messenger RNA of Argentina anserina (silverweed cinquefoil), 949 nucleotides long. RefSeq names its product BAG family molecular chaperone regulator 5, mitochondrial. Gene Ontology annotation, biological process: protein folding. The transcript has a single exon. Gene Ontology annotation, cellular component: plasmodesma. Lineage: Eukaryota; Viridiplantae; Streptophyta; Magnoliopsida; Rosales; Rosaceae. The record is from RefSeq and is a predicted model, not a curated record. Bases 136 to 777 code for a protein of 213 amino acids. Gene Ontology annotation, molecular function: protein-folding chaperone binding.